AUGACGCACAAGCGAAGACGCCCGGUCCAACGCGAUGCGGAGACAGCGAGUCUCAAUCAGCCUCCGCCGAAGAAGAGAAGGAUUACCCGCUACCAGGCCAAAGCAACGGCGGUUGAGCAAUUAAGCAGUCCACCCUGCCAACGCACUCGUAUCACGCUCCGCCUUCGACAGGGACGGUACGGAGGGUUGAACGAUACAGGGAGGGCAAAGCGGAGUGCCGCGGGGCGAGACGCGCGCUGUGGUGGUCUGGACCAGGACGAUACCGCAAAGAAAGAAGCUAUCCGCCAGGACUGGCUACGCAGGCUUCGCCCCUGGCCUACUCGGGCCAAAUAG
This is a messenger RNA of Penicillium daleae, 333 nucleotides long. RefSeq lists its product as uncharacterized. The coding region runs from base 1 to 333 and encodes 110 amino acids. The record is from RefSeq and is a predicted model, not a curated record. The transcript has a single exon. Lineage: Eukaryota; Fungi; Ascomycota; Eurotiomycetes; Eurotiales; Aspergillaceae.